AUGAAUAUAUUAAGAAGCAAUAAUCACAGAUUUAUUAAUUUUAUAAAAUUUUAUAAUAAUAAUAAUAUUAACAAUAAUAUAACAAACAAUAUCAAGUUGUUUAGUUCAAAAUCAUCACUAAAUAGCAACAAUUUUAAUAAUAAUAGCUACAAUAGAAAUAUAUCAUAUAAAAGUUUCCAAUCAAUUAAAACAGAUUAUAAAUUUUCAAAUGAAGAUGAAGUUUUUCAAGAGAUUAAGGAUUAUAAAAAUUAUGAAGAAAAAGGAAACUAUAGCGCAGCUAAAUCCAUUUUAAAUCGAUCAUUACAAAUGGUUGAGUCAACAUUAGGCAGAAAACACGAUAUUACAAUCAACGUAUUAUUUCGUAUGGUAAAUUUAGAAUUAAUUAUUGGAGAUCUUUCAAGUGCUGAAAAAUAUUGUAAUCAAAUUUUAAAUAGAAUUCAAGAUCAAUUAUACACAUCACCAAUAUCAAUACCAACUUUAAACUAUUUAAUGAUUUGUCAUCAAUAUCAAGGCGAUAAAGAAAAGUGUUUCAAAGUUAUCGAUCAAAUUAUUGAUAUCGCAAAGAAAAAUAAUGAUUACGAAGUUGUAGUUUCAACACUUUUAAAUAAAGCAAUUGUUUUAUCUUUAGAUUGCGAUGAUGAAGCUGACUCGGUAUAUAACGAAUGUAUAAAACUAUCAAAAGAAAACUUGGAUGAAUCAAAUAAAUUAAAUGAAUCAAUAUUAUCAAAUUAUGCAUGUUAUUUACAUUCAAAGGGUGAUAAUGACAUAUUAGCAGAAGAGUUAUAUUUAAAAUCAAAAGAAUUGGCAGAAAAGAAUAAUAACGAUAUCGAAUUAGUAAAUAUUUUAGCAAACUAUGGUGAAUUUUUAUAUGAUAGUGACCAAUUUGAUAAAGCAGUUCCAGUAUUAGAGAAUGCAAUUCAAAAAUCGGAAAUGGUAUAUGGAAGAAAUAAUUCAAAAGUAGGUUGUGUUUUAUAUGUUUUAGGUAAACUCUAUAGAGACAAGGGUAGUCACUCAUGGGCCGAAGGUUUCUUCAAUAAAUGCAUCACUAUUUUUGAAGAUCACAAAAACAAUAUUAAAAGAAGAGAAAACGAAAGAGAAUUAAUCAAUAAAAAUGAAAGCUCAAACUAUCAUUAUCAACCAGGUAAAAGAGAGAGAGAACUAAGAAACAAUAAAGAAGUAGAUAUCGAAUUUGGCAAUGUGCUUUGGGACUAUGCUCAAAUGAUGAGGGAAAAAGGAAGAUUAAAAGAAGCUGAAAAUUUAGAGGAAAGAGCCCGUAAAUUAAACUCCUUCGAAGAAUAA
This is a messenger RNA of Dictyostelium purpureum, 1299 nucleotides long. RefSeq lists its product as uncharacterized. Gene Ontology annotation, molecular function: protein binding. The transcript has 2 exons. The record is from RefSeq and is a predicted model, not a curated record. Bases 1 to 1299 code for a protein of 432 amino acids. Lineage: Eukaryota; Evosea; Eumycetozoa; Dictyosteliales; Dictyosteliaceae.